Funneliformis mosseae is the source of this 225-nucleotide messenger RNA. NCBI's taxonomy places the organism in Eukaryota, Fungi, Glomeromycota, Glomeromycetes, Glomerales, Glomeraceae. The record is from the annotation of a GenBank genome assembly.
AUGGUUAAUCAUUCCUCAGAGCAUGAUUCGGAAAUCUUGCAUCUACAACGUGAACAAGUGGAGCUAUGGUUUGAUAUCGCCUUUGAGAGAUACGGAUGGUUGAAUAAACAAAUUCACGGCGAACAUUAUGAAAGCCAGAAAACGAAUGGAAACCAUAAAGAAAAAACGGAAAUUGUACCCAAGGAUUUGAAAUUCGCACCGUAUAAUCGUUCAGAAUCUAAAUAA